This is a messenger RNA of Gamsiella multidivaricata, 293 nucleotides long. RefSeq lists its product as uncharacterized. Gene Ontology annotation, molecular function: protein binding. The transcript has a single exon. Lineage: Eukaryota; Fungi; Mortierellomycota; Mortierellomycetes; Mortierellales; Mortierellaceae. The record is from RefSeq and is a predicted model, not a curated record. The annotation marks the transcript as partial.
CAUGGCAUACGCGAUGAUCAUUUUCAUCGAGACACUCACGGGCAAAACAACUAAACUAGAUAUUAGCUCAACCAUCACAGUUCAACAUAUCAAGGGCUUACUCAGAAUCAGCGCCGGUAAGGAGGUACAGAGCAGUGCGCUGACAUAUCAUGAUGGCAACACUGCAAGGGAAUAAACUCUCUUUCAAAUCCUCACACUUUGUAGCGAUCGAAAGGCGGAUGGAGCAGAAAUACGUAGCAACCAGGAUCAAGUCGAUAAGUAUACCAGACCUAGCCUAUGAGAUAAAAGUAGCG